This is a messenger RNA of Camarhynchus parvulus, 2777 nucleotides long. It is a transcript of the gene BOP1, whose product is annotated as BOP1 ribosomal biogenesis factor. Gene Ontology annotation, cellular component: preribosome, large subunit precursor; PeBoW complex. Lineage: Eukaryota; Metazoa; Chordata; Aves; Passeriformes; Thraupidae. The transcript has 14 exons. The record is from RefSeq and is a predicted model, not a curated record. Gene Ontology annotation, biological process: maturation of LSU-rRNA from tricistronic rRNA transcript (SSU-rRNA, 5.8S rRNA, LSU-rRNA); ribosome biogenesis. Gene Ontology annotation, molecular function: ribonucleoprotein complex binding; protein binding.
CCGCCGCUCCGUGGCACGGCUGCCCGCCGCCGCCCGCGUCGCCGAGCAGCAGCACGUUGCCCAGGUGCGAGAUGUAGCUGGAGGCGAGGCGCAGCGUCUCGAUCUUGGAGAGUUUCCUGUCGGCCGGCUCGGUGGGGAUGAGCGUGCGCAGCGCCGUGAACGCCGUGUUCACCGAGUUGGUGCGGUCCCGCUCGCGGGCGUUCGCCGUGUGCCGCUGCCGCGGCUCCCGCGCCAGCCUGCCGCGGCUCUUGCCGGGCCGCCGCUUGCCGCCCUUGAUGCCGAACGCGUCGCCCUCCAUGUGGAAGGGCUUCUCCUCCGAGCCCGAGCUCUCGCUGUUCUCCUCGUCCUCGGACAGCGCGCUGAUCUCGGGGUACAGGAAGCGCCCCGGCGCCGAGCGCAGCAUGGCGAAGGACAUGGCUGGAGAAGCCGCGGGAAUGCCGCCGGGAAACCGGGAAUGCUCAGCUCCGGCCGCUCAUGGCUCUCGCCGGACAUCCGGAACACGGUGGGGAACAUCCCCAUGGAAUGGUACCAGGAUUUCCCGCAUGUCGGGUACGACCUGGACGGGAAGAAGAUCUACAAACCCCUGAGGAGCAAGGACGAGCUGGACCUGUUCCUGGAGAAGAUGGAAAACCCGGAAUACUGGCGCACGGUGCAGGACCGCCAGACGGGCGCGGAGGUGGCUCUGUCGGAGGAGCAGCUGGAACUGGUGCGGCGCCUGCAGCGGGGCCACUUCGGCGACGUCAGCUCCGACCCCUACGAGCCGUCCGUGGAUUUCUUCACUCACGAGGUGCGGAUCCACCCGGUGACCAACCGGCCCGCGGACAAACGGAGCUUCAUCCCCUCCCUGGUGGAGAAGGAAAAGGUCUCCAAGCUGGUCCACGCCAUCAAGAUGGGCUGGAUCCAGCCGCGGAAGCCCAAGGAGAACGUUCCCACUUUCUACGACCUGUGGGCUCGGGAGGACCCCAACUCGGUGCUGGGCCGGCACAAGAUGCACGUGCCCGCUCCCAAAAUGCCGCUGCCGGGACACGCCGAGUCCUACAACCCGCCCCCGGAAUUCCUGCUCAGCCCCGAGGAGGAGCUGGCCUGGCAGCAGCAGGAGCCGUCGGAGCGGCGCCCGCCUUUCCUGCCGCGGCGCUUCGCCAGCCUGCGCGCGGUGCCCGCCUACCCGCGCUUCAUCCACGAGCGCUUCGAGCGCUGCCUCGACCUCUACCUCUGCCCCCGGCAGCGCAAGAUGCGGGUCAACGUGGAUCCCGAGGAUCUCAUUCCCAAGCUGCCCAGGCCGAGGGAUCUGCAGCCGUUCCCCACCACCCAGGCUCUGAUUUACCGCGGCCAUUCCAGCCUGGUGCGGACCCUGAGCGUCUCCCCCAGCGGGCAGUGGUUGGUGUCAGGUACGGAUCUGCCCCUGGAUUGGGAAUUCCCGGGAUAAAUCCCAUGGAUCCACUGCCCAGCUCGAGCAUUCCCACAUUUCCCUGGGAUCAUUCCCACAUUUCCCUGGAACCCCAACCCCUCCAUCUGCCUGGUGGCCGUGGCCGUGGAUGAGCAGGUGCUCCUGGUGAACCCGGGCCUCGGGGACCGGCUGCUGGUGGCAGCCACGGAUCAGCUCCUGGAUUCCUGGGAAGCUCCGGAGGAGGAGCGGAUCCAGCCGGUCCGGUGGGUCCCGGCCAGCCCCGAGGAGCGCGCCAAGGGGAUCCGGCUGCUGGUGCAGCACAGCAAGCCGGUGAUGCAGGUGACGUGGCACGGCAAGGGCGACUACUGGGCCUCGGUGGUGCGGAACCCCGGCAGCCGGCAGGUGCUGAUCCACCAGAGCAGCCGGCGCUGGAGCCAGGAUCCCUUCCGGAAGAGCCCCGGGAUGAUCCAGUGCGUGCAGUUCCACCCGCUCCGGCCCUACUUCCUGGUGGCCUCCCAGCGCUCCGUGCGCAUCUACAACCUGCUGCGCCAGGAGCUCACCAAGAAGCUGCAGAGCAACUGCCAGUGGAUCUCCAGCAUGGCCGUGCACCCCGGAGGGGACAACGUGAUCUGCGGCAGCUAUGACAGCAAGCUGGCCUGGUUUGACCUGGACCUGUCCACGCGGCCCUACCGGCUGCUGAGGCACCACGGCCGCGCCGUGCGCUCGGUGGCGUUCCACCGGCGCUACCCCCUGUUCGCCUCCGGCUCCGACGACGGCUCCGUCAUCGUCUGCCACGGCAUGGUCUACAAUGACCUGCUGCAGAACGCGCUGCUGGUGCCGCUCAAGGUGCUCAAGGGCCACGCGCCCGCCCUGGACCUCGGCGUGCUCGACGUCGCCUUCCACCCCCAGCAGCCCUGGCUCUUCUCCUCGGGCGCCGACGGCACCGUCCGCCUCUACACCUGAUCCCAUGGGAUCCACCGGGAUCCACCUGGGAUCCAGUGAGAUCCGCAGGGAUCCACCUCCAGCAGCCCUGGCUCUUCUCCUCGGGCACCGACGGCACCGUCCGACUCUACACCUGAUCCUCCUGCCUGCUGGGAUCCACCGGGAUCCACCUGGAUCCACUGGGAUCCCCGGCUCUUCUCCGAUGGCACCGUGUGCCUCUGCAGCUGACCUUCCCACAGGGAUCCACCCAGAUCCACAGGGAUCUGCUGCUUUCGGAAUCCCCUGUGCUCAAUAAAGGGUUUUUUUGGAUACAAUCCCGGGAUCUUGGUGUGCUGAAUGCCCCGAUGCUCCCAUUCCCCCAUCUCUGUAUCCCACAUUCCCACUGGGAUCCAGCGGGAUCCGCAGGGAUCCGCUGCCUUGAGAAUUCCCUGUGCUCAAUAAAGGCUUU